Messenger RNA from Periophthalmus magnuspinnatus, 4041 nucleotides. RefSeq names its product PC4 and SFRS1-interacting protein-like. Gene Ontology annotation, biological process: regulation of transcription by RNA polymerase II. Gene Ontology annotation, cellular component: nucleus. Lineage: Eukaryota; Metazoa; Chordata; Actinopteri; Gobiiformes; Gobiidae. Bases 219 to 3197 code for a protein of 992 amino acids. The record is from RefSeq and is a predicted model, not a curated record. The transcript has 10 exons. Gene Ontology annotation, molecular function: transcription coregulator activity; double-stranded DNA binding.
GUUCCGUUUUGGUUCAGUCCGGUUCAGGCGGGCUGUGGUCACGUGACUCCAGACAACAUGGCGUCCUCGUAGCGCACCCGUGAAGCUAACUGAAAAACGGAGCUAAAAAAACUCCCAAAACACCACAAAUCUCUGCGCUUUUCACCUCAACUGUCCCUUUUCGGCUGCGGAAUUUUGUUUCAGUCCUGGUUCAGUUUGGCCUCGGAUAAAACGCCAAAAUGUCCAGUAAAAACACGGAGCAGUUUAAACCCGGGGAUCUCGUCUUUGCCAAAAUGAAGGGCUUUCCUCAUUGGCCGGCCAGGGUUUGUAAAUCAGACACCGGCUACAAAAAGAGAGUUCCUGUCUUCUAUUUUGGGACACAUCAGAUAGGAAGUGUCCCUCUGGAAAAUGUCGUUCCUUAUGUGGGAAAUAAGACCAAAUAUGGCAGCGGAGUUCGGAUCAAAGGCUUCGCGGAGGGAAUGUGGGAGAUCCAGAACACUCCAGGAGUCUGCAGCAGGCAACAGAUGCCAAAAUCUAAAGCUUCAAAAUCUACACCUAAAACUCCAACCGUGAAACAAACUCCAGCUAAAGCUAAAGACGCUAACGCUAACGGCAACAACAAGACGACCCCGAAGUCCAGAGCCCAAACUCCACGAGCGGCGGAGAGGAGCAGGAGAGGAGACAAGGACGGCGCGGAUCAAACGCCCAAAGACGAGCCAGAGAAGAAGAGGAAACAGGAAGUAGAAGAAGGAGGGAGAGGAAGAAAGCGGCGCAGACAGGAAGUGGACGCACAGAACCAGGAAGUAGGAGACGAAAGCGAAACGAAAGGCAAAAAACAAGACGGUAAACGGGAAGCAGAUGAGAAAAACAAGACGGCAAAGGGAGACGCGGCGGUGGGAGUUAAAAGAAAACGCGACGGAGAGGGAGAAGACGAUAGAGAGGAGAGGAAGAGUAAAAAGAAGGGAGGAGAGGAAAGCGAAGGUUUGGAGAAAGAGGGAGGAGAAAAGACAGAAGAGGAGGUAAAAACACAAGAAGAAAAUGACACGGAGCAGCAGGACAAAACUCUGGAUGAAGAGAAACAGAAGAAGCUGGCGGCGAAAAGGGAAAACGUCCUGAAAUCGCUGCGAGGAUUGAUCUCGUACGGAAAAGGAGCCAAAGCCAAGAGGAGGGAGCGUUCACGGAAAAAUAUAGACGCUGCUAAAAACAAGAAAUCUGACCAGAGGAAAGCAGACCAAAUUAAAAGCAAAAAAGAUUCAAAGGCCACAAAAAGUAAAGCAAAAGUUGAAUCUAAGACUGAAAAACCCAAGAAGAAAGGCGUUAAAAAAGGAAAGAAGGAAACGACCAAGGAGGCAAAAGAAGUGGACAAAACUGCUAAACAAUCUACAAGUGAACAAGGAGACAAGGACGUCAACAAGGAGGCAACUAAGGAGGCAACUAAGGAGGCACGUGAGGAAACGAAUAAGGAAACGAAUAAGGAACCACCAACAGAGAAAAAUAAAGAAUUCAUAAAAGACGCCACAGAAACAGAGAAGGAAGCAACCAAGAAGACUAAAAAGGACGCAUCUAAGGACUCAACCCAGAGUGCCACCAAGGAUACAACCAAGGACACAACUAGUAAAGAGGAGAAAGAAACUACCAAGGGUACUAGAAAGGACAUAAUGAAGGACGCAUCCAAGGAUACUUCUAAGGAAAGAGAAAAAGAAAUGACCAAGGAGACUAAAAAGGAUGCAACUAAGGACAUAUCCAAGGAUGCUGCUGAGGAAGGAGAGAAAAAAACCAUCAAGGAGGCUAAAAAGGACUCGACUGUUAAGGACACUACCAAGGACGCAGCUAAGGAGGCGUCGGAGGAGGGGAAAAAAGAGGAGAAGAGGAUUAUUGGCAAGAUUGUGAAAGCUUCAGGGACUAAAGUUCAGGUAAAGACGAUGGGCGGAGCUACUGAAGAUGGAAAAACUAAAAGUGAAACCGACAUUGAGAAAAAGAAACUUUUAGAGGAAGGAGAGAAGAAAAAAGUAGACAAGGACGCAAAAGAAGGAGCUAGGAGAGAUGGUACAAAGGAGGGAAAAGAGGGAGGGAAAGACGGUAAGGACACUUCAAAAAUCAAGGAAGCUAAAAGCGAAAAAACUACAAAAAUGGCCGACAAAGGGAGCAAGGAAGCAACCAAGGAUGAAAAGGAGGCGAGGCAAGGUCGCAAGGCAAGGAAAGAUGGUGAAAAAGAGGGAGGGUCAAAGGAUAAAACAAAAGAAGUAGGGAAAGUGGCUAAGGAAGGAAGCAAGGAGACAAAGGAAGGUGGUAAAAAGGAGGAAUUGGACAAGCAUAAAAGGAAAGGUGAUGAGAGAAAGAGUGAUAACGUGACAAAAGAAAAGAGUGGGGAAAAGGAGACGAAGGAAGGAGAGAGGAGGAGUGAGAGAGGAAAGGAUGUAGGGAAAAAGGAGACAGAGGUUAGGAAGAGUGGUACAAAGAAAGAAACUGACUCAAAAGGCGAAUCCAGUAGAAAGGGAAGUCGGAGAGAUAAAGUUGAAGAGGAGGAGACGAGAAACAAGUCAAAAGAGCGACAGAAAAAGAAAGAAGGGGUGAAGGACGGUGAAGGUAAAGAGAAGAAGGAGGGAGCGAAGGAGACGGAGGUUAAAGCGGUGGAGAUGGAAAGCAUCGAGUCGCUACAGGAGAAAAUGAUGCGAGCUCUUAGGGAGGAGGAGACGAGAACGGAGGGAGCGAGGAGAGAGGAGAUGAGGAUGGAGGAAGCAGUGAAGAGUCCAGGAGGAGGAGGAGCGGAGGGGAAGACGCUCACGGACUCGACGCUGCACAGGCUCCAUGGAGACAUCAGGAUCUCGCUCAAGAACGACAAUCCGGACGUGAGCGCGUGUCUCGUGGCCUUGGAUCAGCUCAGUAUGGUUUAUGUGACGUCUCAACACGUCCAGAGACACAGCGAGCUCAUCACCACGCUCAGACAGCUGCGUUUCUACCGAGCCAACGAGGCCAUCAUGCACAAGGCCUCCAUGUUGUACAACCGCUUCAAGAACGCGUUCCUAUUGGGCGAGGGACAGGAAGUGGUGAGCACCGGCUUCCUGCGCUCGCUCCUGGAGGAAAAGGAAAGAGAGGAGGGACAAAGAUGGAGGGAGAAACUGAAGACGGAAGACCUGCUCCAAGAAGUGAAGAGACGAAUGGAGCAUGUGCACGAACGCAAAGAGGCCCCCGAAACAGUUCCAGUGGAGAGUCACUAGCUGCACAGCGCCCCCUGCUGACUUCAUGGACGUUUCAAGCUCCUCCAUUGCACUCUUUUGUAUAUUUCUGGCCUUUUUAACUGGAUUUUAACAUUUCAAAACACUAUUUAUAUACAGUUUACUUUCCAGUGGCCUUAGAGGAUUCAAAAUAACACACUUUUUGUUCUAUUUAUCCAACAGUUUUGUCAAAUCUCAGUUUAAUUCACUACAAAACGCUGCAGUGUUCGGUUAUUUUCAAGUGACAUACGCCUCGAUAUUUUUGCCUUUCAUUUAAUUCAUGAAACCAGAAUUCCAGUGUUAACCCUAAGCUCGUUUCACACUUUUUCUGAAUGUGUCAUGAUUCAUUUUGACGCUAAGAUAACUGGUGCUAAACGUACGACAAACCUAAGCAUUAAACCAUAGACUGUUUAUGUAAAAUGGCCGCCGCUAACCCGCUAGCCGCCUCGCUCCAAACAGGAAGUGAUCACGAACGCGCUCCCGGCUCCGUCACCCCCUCGCUCUGUCACUGCCGCUCUCAGACUCGUCGUUUUGGUCUUUUAAAAUGUCCGUAUUGCGUCUGUAAAUGGAGAUAUGAACGUUAAUAACAGACAAAUCCGCUGCGUUCUUCCCCUGAUGUCGCUCCUAAACUAACCACUCGUGUUCGCUUGUAAAUGUGCUGUGAUUCAAACGUUAUUUCAACAAAUGUCUGAUGAAAUUGAGUUUUUUUUGUGCCCUUCAGACGCAUUAGCAUAUCUGUAUACACAACUUUUUACAACAGUUUUUACUACUGAUGUUUUAUUGUAUAUUUAACUGUGCUGUUUUUGAGUUUUGUAGAUAUCUUUUUCCAGUUUGUAGCAGUGUUUAU